Molecule: messenger RNA, 1136 nt
Organism: Toxotes jaculatrix (banded archerfish)
Lineage: Eukaryota; Metazoa; Chordata; Actinopteri; Toxotidae
Exons: 6
Coding region: 1-756 (251 amino acids)
Source: RefSeq, a predicted model, not a curated record
AUGGAAUCACACCGCCUCACACGGGAGGCGGUAGGAGACUCUCCCAUGUGGUGGCUCUUCCGUGUUUCAGCGCCGCUCUGCGGUCAGUUUCCUCUCUGUCCCCGGCUCCCUCUGCGCGUGGUCGGCUGCUCUCAGAUCAGCGCGGCGGCUCCGCCCCUGCAGGAGGCUUUGGCGGUAAAAUCGAGCCCUGGCGCAGCGUCGGAGGACGGAGACACCGGGAACAGUAGAGCCAUGCCGUCCAACGUGGAGAUCAAAGCCAAGGUGAGCGACCCCACGCAGUUCGCUGAGAAGGCGGCCCAGCUCAGCCAAUCAGAGGGCACGGUCAUCAGGCAGCACGACACCUUCUUCAACUGCAGCCGAGGGCGACUGAAGCUGCGAGACUUCAUGAACGGGUCCGGUCAGCUGAUCUUCUACGAGCGUCCGGACACUGAUGGACCCAAACUGUCUCGUUACUCCAUCAGUCCGACCAACGACCCGCAGAGUCUCCAGACCGUGCUGUCAGACGCCCUCGGGGUUAAAGGUGAAGUGCGGAAGGAGCGACGGCUGUUUCUGAUUGGUCAGACCAGAGUUCACCUGGACACGGUGGAGGGACUGGGACACUACAUGGAGCUGGAGGUGGUGAUGCGACCUGAGCAGGCUGUUGAAGACGGACAGAAGGUGGCUGAAGAUCUGAUGCUGCAGCUGGGUGUGUCACAGCAGAGUCUGGUGACUGGAGCGUACAUGGAUCUGUUGCUGAAGGGACAAGAAGAGACAUAAAACAAACACAUCGGAACUGAAGACGCUGCACAGCAACGACUCAGCAGCAUGUAGAAUAAACUCAGUACAACACUCACAGUGUUCAGCGUUUCUGAAACGUUUCAGUGCUAAAUGUUUUCCAUCAGAGAGAAAGUCCUGAUGUGACGCUGGCACAAAGCAGCAGGAGGAUGUUUUUCUAAAUAAAUAAGUUCAGACUUCAAACAAACAUCUGUUUGUGUUUGUAUGGAUUCACCUGGAGCAGCUGGCACAGACUGGUCGGUUAGCAAAGGUUCAUCUGAAGUUAUCUGCUGUUUACCUCUAAAACUGAGAAACAGCCUCGGUGAGGAUUUAAAUAACAAGACUGAAAGUUAAAACAUUUAUAAACUAAAACGAAUCAUAAC